Trypanosoma grayi is the source of this 210-nucleotide messenger RNA. RefSeq names its product KU80 protein. The coding region runs from base 1 to 210 and encodes 69 amino acids. The record is from RefSeq and is a predicted model, not a curated record. The transcript has a single exon. Lineage: Eukaryota; Euglenozoa; Kinetoplastea; Trypanosomatida; Trypanosomatidae.
AUGCUCAUGGCACAGGCGCUGGGCCACGAGGCGUUCUGGCACGGCGGCGUCGUGGCACACGGCAUCCAUCCCAUUACGCGACGAGAGUGUGCCAGCAGCACGCUUGAGGACAAAGAAGCCGCCCGUCUGUUUCUGGAGCAAGACCGCAGCCUCCCGACCCUGCUGCUGAACGGCCCCGCGCCAGAAAACCUGUUAAACAUGGCCAUCUAA